Messenger RNA from Frankliniella occidentalis (western flower thrips), 1165 nucleotides. RefSeq names its product phosphoglycerate mutase 1-like. The record is from RefSeq and is a predicted model, not a curated record. Lineage: Eukaryota; Metazoa; Arthropoda; Insecta; Thysanoptera; Thripidae. Gene Ontology annotation, molecular function: intramolecular phosphotransferase activity. Gene Ontology annotation, biological process: glycolytic process.
AAAGGGGCGGGGGAGCGGAGGCAGGGGGCUCCUGACUGGAAACCAAUGGGGGGCCCGCUCGGCCCCCCGGCCCCCAGCCGCGUUGCCUUGAAUGGCCCCGGUCCGGGCGUACUCGUGGCGGUCGGCAGGGGCUUACGAGCCCCACAGGGACUUCGUGAACCCGAGUCAUCCACCCGAGGACGGCAUGCUCGUCAUGUCCGUUCAAGGUCCUCAAAUGGAAGAGGAAUAACUGAGAGGAGAGAAGAUUUCUCCCUCCCGAGGCUCAUGCCCUACGCCUUUGAUUGUGAUUCUCGCCGCGCCCGGCUCGCUUCUUGUUUACCAACACGAGUGGUUGGGUGCGCGCUCGCGGGGCUGGCGCCUUUGGGCCGCUUUAUUGGCGCCCGGCCACACAGCAGCCGGGCCGCGCGCCGAGCCAAAUGGUCCACUAAAUGUUUACUUCCUUGAAAUAGCGCCGAGUAUGAUCGCCGACCGGCUGGCCACCCGGAAAGCCCCUCCGAUCGCCACAUCGAGGCACGAGGCGGGGCUUCACAAGCCUCCACCACGAGUCGCAGGCCCCGCGCGGGGCUCCCCGUCAGGAGAGACGGCACGACGAGUCAGCGAGGUCCCUCGCGACUGUGCGGCGGCGGCGACUUCAGGCGAGACGCAGCGGCAUUCAUUCACCGUGCCAGAGUGAUACUCGGUUAUUCGCCCGCUCGCGAUUGGAUAUCGAUUGCCUGACCCGGACCCGGACCCGUCCGCGUCGUGGAGAGUGGUGCAGCUCGGCCCGUCGAACAGUGCUCGUUCCGUCGUCUACCAUCGCCAUCGCCACCGCCAGCACCAGUACCAGCUCCAGCACCAGCGCCAGCGCCAGCGCCAGCGCCAACACAAGCCCAGCGCCACCCCCUCAGCGCCGCCCCGCUGGAGCACAGGAUGACAGGGCUGUCCUAACCUCUGCCUGGCUCUCGCCCCUCGCGCCCCGCACCGCCGCCCAGGCGCCGCCCAGGCGCCACCAGCCAGGCGCCAGAGCGGAUCCAGCCAGCACCCGGACACCAGCACCAGGACCAGCACCGCCAGCAGCGAGGAUGGCGCCGCGGUACAGAGUCGUCAUGGUGCGCCACGGCGAGAGCGAGUGGAACCUGCAGAACCUCUUCUGCGGCUGGUACGACGCCAAGCUCAGCGAUAUAGG